AUGGACAAUUUAGGGAAGGAACUGAUCCAGCUGUGUGAUCGCGUGGAACAGUUUGGCUUAGUGGACUAUCAGAUGGGAAUCUGGGAAGAGGAGAUCCUUGGUGUCUUGGGUCAAUGCCUUGAUCUCUACGAAAGCCUACCGGAGGUGCUCCGCGCCCACAUGAGCACCGCUAUUGCUGGGGCUCGAUCAUUGACUUUGGGUGAUACAUGCAUGCUCCGGUCCUUUGUCGGUCUCUUCGACGUCGCGUCAUCUUCCCUUUCCCUUCCUUUAUUGGCGGAAUCAGGGUGUAUGCGAUUCCUGAGGUUCACGCCACUAUUUGUUUCACCUGGGGGUAAUUUGGAAUUCCCAAUCGCUGGCGAUCCAUCUGAUCGCGAUGCCCCAGCCCCACCAUUCAUGCCCUGA
Molecule: messenger RNA, 402 nt
Organism: Aspergillus oryzae RIB40
Lineage: Eukaryota; Fungi; Ascomycota; Eurotiomycetes; Eurotiales; Aspergillaceae
Exons: 3
Coding region: 1-402 (133 amino acids)
Source: RefSeq, a predicted model, not a curated record